AAAUCCGACGACUGAUAGAGCCCAAGAGACCCACUUGCAAGGUUGCUUAUUUAAAUGGAGGACUCCUCAAAUGAUAUGUCCGUCAAAAACUUUCCUAAUAUUUCACGCCCUUUUCUAAUCCCUUUGGUGCCUUUCCGUGCAUUAAUUCUUUAUAUUUUCUAUACUCUCCCUGUCUUAAGGAUUCCUAAUCCUUUUCACGAACAAGUUAUAAAGAAAUGGGCGUUCUUGAUCAUAUGUCUGGUAUCUUUGACUGCUCUCGUGGCAGUUCUAGGCACAGGAAAUACAGGCAAUUGCAGACGGUGGAGGUGAAGGUCCGCUUAGACUGUGAAGGGUGUGAGCGCAAAGUGAAGAGAGCACUUGAGGGCAUGAAGGGUGUAAGUCAAGUGCUUGUGGAUAGAAAGUCAAACAAGGUGACAGUCGUUGGAUAUGUGGAACCAGCAAGGGUGCUUGCUCGCGUGGCACAUCGCACUGGUAAGAAGGCAGAGUUGUGGCCAUACGUGCCAUACGAUACGGUGGCCCACCCUUAUACAUCUGGGGUUUACGACAGGAAGGCCCCUGCUGGGUACGUGAGAAGUAAUCAGGACCCACAAGUGUCCCAAUUCGCACGGGCGAGCUCCUUUGAGGUUCGAUACACUACUGCUUUCAGUGAUGAGAACCCUACAGCGUGUGCUGUUAUGUGAUGGUCGUGAUUAUAGCUAGUUUAUUUUUGUGCUUUGAUUUCAAGGCUUUUAAUUAUGUUUUUAAUUUUCCUUUCUUGUUCGCUGUAGUCUUUAUUAUUCUGUAUCUGUAUUUUUUUUGGUAUUUCUAAGAAAUUAAAUAUUUGUUUGCUCUAAUA
Messenger RNA from Populus euphratica (Euphrates poplar), 835 nucleotides. RefSeq names its product heavy metal-associated isoprenylated plant protein 26-like. Gene Ontology annotation, molecular function: metal ion binding. The record is from RefSeq and is a predicted model, not a curated record. Bases 216 to 680 code for a protein of 154 amino acids. Lineage: Eukaryota; Viridiplantae; Streptophyta; Magnoliopsida; Malpighiales; Salicaceae. The transcript is spliced from 2 exons.